Molecule: messenger RNA, 3025 nt
Organism: Cucumis sativus (cucumber)
Lineage: Eukaryota; Viridiplantae; Streptophyta; Magnoliopsida; Cucurbitales; Cucurbitaceae
Product: internal alternative NAD(P)H-ubiquinone oxidoreductase A1, mitochondrial
Exons: 8
Coding region: 215-1732 (505 amino acids)
Molecular function (GO): NADH dehydrogenase activity
Source: RefSeq, a predicted model, not a curated record
GUAAUUCGCUGCGUUCUUUCACCAGGUAGAGGAGGGGAUAGAUAAGCUAACUGGAAGCAGCCCUCAAUUCCCAAACCAUUUGUUAGGUAAUGAGAACAACUACAACCACUUUUUCUUCUUCUUUUUCCCUCCCCAGUCUUCCCUUUUCUAUUUUCCAACCAACCACACAGAUUCCAAUUAUAACAAAGAAUCUUUGAAUAUUCCAUCCAUCCUCAUGGCCUGGUUCAGGAAUCUCAACAAACUUUCACCCUCUAAACCACCACUCAGAUCCACAAAUCCCCACCCAUUUCUUCCUUCCACCACCCCCUUCACCUUCCUCCUCUCUCAUUUUAGCUCCCAACCCAUUUCCGAUGCGUCGGCGUCAGCGGAGGCACUGUCUCGCCCUCCCGGUCUCGGUCCGACGGCCUCCGGCGAGAAACCGAGGGUGGUGGUUUUGGGUUCCGGUUGGGCUGGUUGUAGACUCAUGAAGGGGUUGGACACAAGCAUAUACGACGUCGCUUGCGUUUCUCCUCGUAACCAUAUGGUUUUCACUCCUCUUUUGGCUUCAACCUGCGUUGGAACUCUCGAAUUCAGAUCCGUCGCUGAACCCAUCGGCCGGAUUCAGCCUUCCAUUUCUCGCGAACCGGGUUCCUAUUUCUUCCUUGCAAAUUGUACGAGCGUUAACACUGAUGAACAUUCGGUACAAUGCGAGACGGUUACUGAUGGGUCGAACACUUUGGAACCGUGGAGGUUUAAAUUAUCAUAUGAUAAGUUGAUCAUAGCGUUGGGAUCUCAGCCAUUAACUUUUGGGAUUCAUGGGGUUAAAGAACAUGCUAUUUUUCUUCGUGAGGUCUAUCAUGCUCAAGAAAUUCGUAGGAAGUUGCUUUUGAACUUGAUGUUAUCUGAUGUUCCAGGUAUCUCAGUGGAAGAGAAACGUCGGCUUCUACACUGUGUUGUUGUUGGAGGGGGUCCAACUGGAGUUGAAUUCAGUGGGGAGCUUAGUGAUUUUAUCAUCAAGGAUGUUACUCAAAGAUAUUCUCAUGUGAAAGAUUAUAUCCAAGUUACUUUGAUUGAGGCAAAUGAGAUAUUGUCUUCCUUUGAUGAUCGCCUUCGGCACUAUGCCACUAAGCAAUUGACAAAGUCAGGAGUUCAACUUGUUCGUGGAAUUGUCAAAGAUGUUAAACCUCAGAGCAUCAUUCUCAAUGAUGGUUCUGAGGUUCCUUAUGGGUUGUUGGUUUGGUCUACUGGUGUUGGGCCUUCUCCAUUUGUAAAUUCCUUGGAAGUUCCAAAGUCUCCUGGUGGCAGGAUUGGUAUAGAUGAGUGGUUACGCGUCCCUGCUGUGGAAGAUGUGUUUGCAAUAGGUGAUUGCAGUGGAUUCCUAGAGAGUACAGGGAAACAAGUUCUUCCAGCUUUGGCUCAGGUAGCAGAGCGCCAAGGCAAAUAUUUAGCCGCCUUGCUGAAUAAAAUUGGUAAAGAAGGUGGAGGGCGAGCAGGUAGUGGAAAAAACUUGGAACUUGGAGAUCCUUUUGUCUACAAGCACCUUGGAAGUAUGGCAACUAUUGGAAGAUACAAGGCCCUUGUCGACCUUAGGCAGAGUAAAGAAGCAAAGGGGAUAUCCAUGGCAGGGUUCCUCAGUUGGUUCGUUUGGCGUUCGGCUUAUCUAACACGUGUCAUAAGCUGGAGGAACCGAUUUUACGUGGCGGUGAACUGGGCAACAACUUUCAUCUUUGGACGCGAUAUAAGCAGAAUAUAGAAUUGGAUGUAAGUACUCAACAUCUCGCUUCCUCGUACUACUGCCACAGAAGUGAGUUGUUCUUCAAGACAAACCUCUUGCUGAUUAAUCUCUGUGUGGAUCUGAAGUAAAACCAUCAGAUUCUUGUGGUUCAUAAGAAAAAUUGAUGGCUGCUGCAAUUUCUCAUCAGAAGCUCACUGUACAGUUUAUUUCCACCAACUUAUUGUGUUAAAUCCAAAGCAUUAUUGCAUGUUCAAAGUAAUCCCAAAUGAAGCCAAUCAUAAGAAUUGUAAGUUUUGUACAACUUCAUCACUGCUUUUCAAUAAAGUUAUUUCAUUGACGAUUAUUUCAAUCCAUAUGGCUGCCCGAAUUCUAACAACUUCUCUGUCUAGUUCACUGUUCUACUUCUCUUUGUUAGAGAGAAAAAAAGGGGAAAGAAAAAGAAUAGUGGAACUAAAGAGUCUUGGAAGUGAUUGUGAAGAAUCAUCUCUAAGGUUUGAUGGAAAAACUGAGUUCUACAACUAAUAGAGAAUUUGCCAUCCUACAGAAUCUGAAAAGGAAAAUUAGUUCCCUUGCACCGAGAAAAUGAAUUAUUCAUCUCUACCAGAGUCAUCAAUCUGGAAAGACAUACUGGAUUGACAGCCGUACUCUUCUUCAACCAGCAAGUUGACUACAAAUGAUUUCUUUCACCUCGCCCAGACAGGGAAACCUUCCCUCGUGCUAUUUACAGAACACCUGAACAAUAGAGAAAACAAAAGGAAAUGAAAUCUGAUUCUUAAGAAUCAUUUCUAAAAAUGUAGAUACAAGCAAGGACAACUUUCAGUACCAAAUUAUCAUUGAAGAAAAGUUGAAAGUCCUCAGUGCUCCGGAGGUAGUUUAUGGUUAUGCAGCCCAGAAGCCAAGGGAUUGCAACGAUAUAAAAUUGUUGUGCAGUCAAACUGUAGUACCAAGAAGGUAUUGGCCUUCCGAGCUCGAGUAAAAUAUGUUUACCAGCCAUCACACCAUCGUUAUGAUCAAAACAUGUGCUGUUAAUAUGAGUUUUGUAGCAAUUUAUUUUGGCCGAUUUGGAGGGUGAUGUGAAAGAGUAACGUUGAUUGCAGGAAACUUUUGUAUCACCAGAAACCUAAUUGAUGUGGCAAUACCUUAGUGCAAUGAGUUUCUGGAUUACAUGUUUUGAUUCAUUCCUUCUUUCCCCUGAAGGUGUGGAAGCCUUUGGGAUUUUGUCACUUUAUCCUAAUUGGGUGUCGUCUAUUCUUCUUCGUGAGAAAUUUGAUUGUAAUUUUACUUGUGGUUUAAUAAUGUUUAUUUUUCAAA